Lactuca virosa is the source of this 1757-nucleotide messenger RNA. Lineage: Eukaryota; Viridiplantae; Streptophyta; Magnoliopsida; Asterales; Asteraceae. The record is from the annotation of a GenBank genome assembly.
AUAAAAUCAUUGUGUAGUUGUUAUUCCGGAGUGGAGUUGUCUUCUUUACGCAACCACCAAUCAUCAUAUUAUUCGUUCCCCACACACAGACGCUCUCUCACACACAAACACCUUGAACACACACCAUCUUCCUUUCGUUUUCUACAAAAUCGGUGCCUAAAUUUUUAUACUUUCUCAUAUAAUUCUUUACCCAUUUGGUCAUUUUUCCCUUUUCUUUAUAUCGAACUCUUAAUUUUGCUAUUAUGAUGUGUUUCUUGAUUAUUUGAAGAACAGUCCAAACAGAGUUUAUUUCCACAAUUUUCAAUUUCAUCCCCAUUUUAAGAAAUUGGGUUAUCUUAGAUUUUAAUAACACGAAUUUGCUCACAAUUUGAUCAUUGGUUCUCAAUUUUGUCGUGAUUGGAAGAUUAUCAAUUUAAUUUCCACCAUGGGUAACGUUGGAAGUAACAGUUCCAACGGCCGGAGGAGGCACGGCGGCGGAAGCAGCAGCAGGCGGGGUAAUCAUCAUACCCACCACCACCAACAACCACCCCAACCGGAAAUCGCCAAUCGAUACGUAUACGCCGCGGCCACACCUUACACUUCCCAAUACCCUAACCCACCUCCACCCUAUUACCAGUAUCCAACCGGACCAUACUACCCACCACCACCACUUCCAGCGUCGCCCUUGCCACCACCACACCACCAACACCAACGUAUGCCCAUGGACCCCGCCGCCACGGCGUGGGUCGGUGGGAGAUACCCCUGUACGCCUGUGAUGCACCUUCCUACACCUUAUGUCGAUCAUCAAAAAGCUGUCACCAUAAGAAACGAUGUCAACCUCAAGAAAGAAACUUUAAAAAUCGAAGCUGAUGAAGAGAACCCUGGCAAAUUCCUUGUCUCCUUCACCUUCGACGCCACUGUUCCAUGCAACAUCACCCUCUACUUCUUCGCGAAAGAGGGCGAAGACUGUAACUUGACGACAACAAAAGAAGACUCGCUUCCGCCAUUAACAGUAAGCUUCCAACAAGGUUUAGGUCAGAAAUUUAGGCAAAAAACAGGAACAGGAAUAGACCUAUCAACGUAUGAGGAAUCAGAGCUAUCUAAAGGAAACGAAACGACUGUAUACCCUCUAGCAGUGAAAGCAGAAGCGACAAAGACACUGACUUCUUCUUCUUCAUCGGAAAACAGAAAUCCGGAUUCCGGUGUUAAUAAUUCCCAAAUAACCGAUGCCGUAUUUGAGAACGAUAAAGGUGAAUACAAAGUAAAAGUAUUGAAACAGAUCUUGUGGGUGAAUGGAAUCAGAUACGAGUUACAAGAGAUCUAUGGAAUUGGGAAUUCCGCUGAUGGUGGUGAAUACGAUGGGAACGAUCCUUGUAAAGAAUGUGUUAUCUGUUUAUCAGAACCUCGUGACACCACAGUUCUUCCAUGUCGACAUAUGUGUAUGUGCAAUGGGUGUGCGAAAGUUUUGAGGUUCCAAACAAAUCGAUGCCCAAUAUGCAGGCAACCAGUUGAGAGACUUUUGGAAAUUAAGGUCAACAAUGGAAUUGAAGAUUGAGGUUUCACACCAUUGAUGAUUGAUAUUUAAUACCAUAAGACACAAGAAAGAGAAGAAAAAGGAAGCAAAGAGGGGAGUUUUUAAAAUGUAAUGUAAGUGUGUUGAUUGUAUAAAAUUCAUCUGCAACUUUUAUAUGGUUAAGUUUGGUGAUGAAUCUUGUUUCCUGUUCUUAUGGUUUUUAUGACUGCUUUUGUCGAGAUCUUGAUUUAUGGGUGUAUGUGGU